Molecule: messenger RNA, 3401 nt
Organism: Oryctolagus cuniculus (rabbit)
Lineage: Eukaryota; Metazoa; Chordata; Mammalia; Lagomorpha; Leporidae
Gene: TMTC4
Product: transmembrane O-mannosyltransferase targeting cadherins 4
Biological process (GO): protein O-linked glycosylation via mannose; endoplasmic reticulum unfolded protein response
Cellular component (GO): endoplasmic reticulum
Molecular function (GO): mannosyltransferase activity; protein binding
Source: RefSeq, a predicted model, not a curated record
CGGCGCGGUGCGGCGCGGCGGGGCGGGGACGCGGCGGGGGGCGGUGCGCGGGCGGCCCCUCCCCCUGCCGGCUGCGGGCGGGCGCCGGGAGCCGCCGGAGUUUCGGCGCCCGGGAGGGAGAUGCGGCCGCGGCUCGGUGUCCUUGCAGAUUUAUCACCAGCAUGAUGCUGGGGCGAGAGGCCGGCACCCACAGUUUUCAGAAUGGCUGAGCUGGAUGCUGACUUGGACCACAUCAUUCCGUCUUCCCUGCUUCCCCCCGUCUGGGCUAAGUUAGUAGUGGGAUUUGUUUCCCUCCUGUGUUUUGCACGGAGCUAUGAUGGAGACUUUGUCUUUGACGACUCGGAAGCUAUUGUUAACAAUAAGGACCUCCGAGCGGAAACGCCCCUGGCCGACCUCUGGCUUCAUGACUUCUGGGGCAGUCGACUGAGUAGCAACACCAGCCACAAGUCCUACCGGCCCCUGGCCGUCCUGACGUUCCGGUUGAACUACUAUCUGUCCGGAGGCUUCUACCCCGUGGGUUUCCACGUGGUCAACAUCUGCCUGCAUGGAGGCAUCUCUGUCCUCAUGGUGGACGUCUUCUCCGUGCUGUUUGGUGGCCUGCAGUUCACCAGCAAGGGCCGGAGGGUGCACCUGGCCCCCAGGGCCUCCCUGCUGGCUGCGCUGCUGUUUGCUGUCCAUCCGGUGCACACCGAGUGCGUUGCCGGUGUCGUCGGCCGCGCAGACCUGCUAUGCGCCCUCUUCUUUCUGUUGUCUUUCCUCGGCUACUGUAGAGCGUUCAGAGAAAGCAGCAAAGAGGGAACACAUUCUUCUACGUUCUGGGUGUUGCUAAGUAUCUUUCUGGGAGCUGUGGCCAUGCUGUGCAAGGAGCAAGGGAUCACCGUGCUGGGUUUGAACGCGGUGUUUGACAUCUUGGUGAUCGGCAAAUUCAAUGUUCUAGAAAUUGUCCACAAGGUACUGCAUAAGGACAAGUCGUUAGGGAGCAUCAGCGUACUCAGGAACGGGGCCCUGCUCUUCCGCAUGGCGCUUCUCAUCUCUGGAGGGGCCGCCGUGCUCUACGUGCGCUGGAAAAUCAUGGGCACGGGCCCGCCUGCCUUCACCGAGGUGGACAAUCCGGCCUCCUUUGCCGACAGUGUGUGGGUCAGGGCCAUAAACUAUAAUUACUACUAUUCAUUGAACGCCUGGCUGCUGCUGUGUCCCUGGUGGCUGUGUUUUGAUUGGUCAAUGGGCUGCAUCCCCCUCAUUAAGUCCUUCGGUGACUGGAGGGUAAUUGCACUGGCUGCACUCUGGCUCUGCCUAAUUGGCCUGAUACACCAAGCCCUGUGCUCUGAAGACAGCCACAGGAGAAGGAUCCUCACCCUGGGCCUGGGGUUUCUCAUCAUCCCGUUCCUGCCUGCGAGUAACCUCUUCUUCCGCGUGGGCUUCGUGGUUGCAGAGCGGGUCCUCUACCUUCCCAGCGUGGGCUACUGCGUGCUGCUGACUUGCGGGUUUGGAGCCCUGAGCAGACAGACCAAGAAAAAGAAACUCAUUGCUGCCGUGGUCCUGGGGAUUUUGGUCACCAACGUGCUGCGGUGCGUGACCCGAAGCAGCGAGUGGCGCAGUGAGGAUCAGCUUUUCGGAAGUGCCCUGUCCGUGUGUCCCCUCAACGCCAAGGUUCACUACAAUAUUGGCAAAAACCUGGCCGACAAAGGCAACCAAACUGCUGCUAUCAGAUAUUACCGGGAAGCUGUCAGGUUAAACCCCAAGUAUGUUCACGCCAUGAAUAAUCUUGGAAAUAUCUUGAAAGAAAGGAAUGAGCUCCAGGAAGCUGAGGAGCUGCUGUCCUUGGCCGUGCAGAUACAGCCAGACUUUGCUGCCGCGUGGAUGAACUUGGGCAUCGUACAGAACAGCCUGAAACGGUUCGAAGCUGCCGAACAGAGUUACCGGACAGCAAUUAAACACAGAAGGAAGUACCCAGACUGUUACUACAACCUCGGGCGCCUGUACGCGGAUCUCAAUCGUCACGUGGACGCACUGAAUGCCUGGAGGAACGCCACCGUGCUGAAGCCCGAGCACAGCUUGGCCUGGAACAACAUGAUCAUCCUCCUGGACAGCACAGGUAAUUUAGCCCAAGCUGAAGCAGUUGGAAGAGAGGCGCUGGAACUAAUCCCUAACGACCACUCUCUCAUGUUCUCCUUGGCCAACGUGCUGGGCAAGGCGCAGAAAUACAAGGAAUCUGAAGCUUUAUUCCUCAAGGCAAUUAAGGCAAAUCCAAAUGCUGCAAGUUACCAUGGUAAUUUGGCUGUGCUGUAUCAUCGCUGGGGACAUCUCAGCUUAGCCAAGAAACACUACGAAAUCUCCCUGCAGCUCGACCCUGGGGCUUCGGGAACUAAGGAGAACUACAGCCUCCUAAGAAGAAAGCUAGGACAAAUGCAGAAGAAAGACGUCUGACCCCCGUCCCUUCGCUUUUUGAGUUUGUGUGCAUGAGACAUCUUGUUAACAUGAUGGAAAAUCUUAGACGUGUUUAUUUUAUUGGAUUUUUUUUUCUAUGAAAACAGAGACAUGCAAAAAGAUUAAAGCACCAGCAAUAUAUUCUCGAAUGCCUGAUACGGUUUUUGCAUUCAAAUUGUAUUUUUUCAGACAACUUCAAAUGUAAUUCUAAAAUGCCAAAACAUGAAUCUUUUUUAAUUAAACAGAAAAAGAGAAAAAAGCAUCUUGAGUGACUUUUAGUAAAAUGAAACCUGCGUUUGGGAUGUGAGUCUUGUCGUCUGUGUAUUAGCACUGUUAUACCAUGAUCAUGACGGAGAAAUGAAACACCAACUCCCAGAAUUGAUAUCAGUAUCAAGUAUGUCUGUAUAUUAGCAUUUUUAUUUAAUGACAAAAACGUAAAAUAAGAUUUUUGAUUUUUUUAAAUUUUUUUAUAACAGUAUACUAUGAACUUCAUUUGUAAGCAGAUAUUUAUUUGUAUUUUUAUGCAUUGACACAGGGCAAAUAGGUGACUGAAGAAAUUUUAAUGUCUAGCAUUUCUGUUCCCCCAAAGAAAGAAGUCAUCUCCUGUACCAUCUAUUAUUUUGUAUUCUCGUUUCUGCGGUUGCAGUACAUGGGAGAGUAUGUAAUGUUCUACGUAAAUUGUCACUGUCACUAAAAAUUCCAGCCGUGCUUCAGGCAAGAGCAGGCAACCUGACAUCCUUGUUGUUUGUUAUAUUUGCUGCUAAGAGGGCUACACAAAUAUGUAAGUUGCUUUUUGGUAUUUUUAACUGCAAAGCAAUUUUUCAUUUUGCUUAAUGGAUAUUACUGUACUUAGAAAAUGCAAGAGGUCAAUUUUCUCUCAAAAGGAGCCACAUUCGGGAAGUCACUGGUAUUGUAAGCCUUGAGUUAUUCUCGUUUUAUUUGAUCAGAAUAAAACAGCCUUUUGUUUUAUUUAA